Messenger RNA from Macadamia integrifolia, 861 nucleotides. RefSeq names its product transmembrane protein 50 homolog. NCBI's taxonomy places the organism in Eukaryota, Viridiplantae, Streptophyta, Magnoliopsida, Proteales, Proteaceae. The transcript has 4 exons. Gene Ontology annotation, biological process: late endosome to vacuole transport via multivesicular body sorting pathway; protein targeting to vacuole. Bases 207 to 614 code for a protein of 135 amino acids. The record is from RefSeq and is a predicted model, not a curated record.
AAUUGAGUAUUUCGUUGCACUAUUGCUUGUUUGUCACUUGUCUCUUCCACUCAGGGAGUUGGGACACGAAGGAACCUUCUCCCCGUCUCCUUCCCUUCCCUGUAGUACGUGCCUUAUCCUGCUUCUGCUUCUUCUUGUCUCUGUGGUGGUGUUAGCAGAGUAGUAGCAUAAGAGCUUGAUUCAAAAACUUCUUUAAAGAGAGAAAGAUGGAUUUAGGUGAGUUAUGGGCGAUCUAUGGUCCCGGCUUCGCCGGUGCCGUAUUUGGUGCCGGUUGGUGGGUCUGGGUCGAUGCCGUUGUUUGCAGUUCCGUCAAGGUCUCCUUCGUGCAUUACCUUCCUGGGAUUUUCGCAUCAGUGGCCGCUCUGAUGUUCAAUUGUGUUAGAAGAGAAGACAUUGAUUACUCCCCCUACGAUGAAGGAGAGUGGAGAUUGAAGCUUUGGCUUUUCUUUGCUUACGUUGUAUCCUUUGUAUCUCUAGCGGCGUCUGUUGGGUUAUUAAUACAAGAUUCACUUGUGAAAUCUGGUCCUUCAGUGUGGACAGGGGUUGCAGGUGUCCUGCAAUGUGUGUUUGUUUUGAUCAGUGGGCUGAUCUACUGGACAUCUCAUUCAGACUAAGAUGGGAACUGUUGAGCCGAUGAUUUGGAAUGGAAAUUGAGUGCAUGUCCACUCUAAUUUGUCUUUCCACUGGGGAAAAAGAAAGUCUCACUUCUUGUGAUUCUUUUUGGGAGGAAGGUAGUCUUCUGUAAAUGUUUCUGUUGAUAAUCUUGACUAUCGAGUAAUGUACAAAUGUUCCCAGACUCAACCAAAAACUGCUCAUGUUGAUAUACCACAGUUAAUCAAAAAAAAUUUGGGUCCUCAGAAA